AUGUGGAUGCUGGCGUUAGGUGGGGUUUUCCUGGCCACUGCCCAGGCCUGUGUCCUCUGCCACCUCUCAGCCCGUGACUUGUCGGGCCGCCUGGCUCAACUCUGCAGCCGAGUGGAGGUUCUGUGGAAGGAUUGUGGGACCUCCUGGAGCUUCCCGGCCUUUGCCUUAGAUGAGGCAUCCAUGAACAAAGUCAUAGAGAAGACUCACAGAGUCCUGAGGGUCAUGGAGAUCAAAGGGUCUCUCUCCUCUCUCCCCUUGUAUUGGCGUUGGCUGCAAAACACCAAGCUCCCAGCUUACACCAGGGAAGCUCUCUGCGCGCCCGCCUGCCCGCUGGUCCCGCUGUCUCCUGCAGGGGGCAGCACCAUCCUGUAUAACUGUUCCACCUGCCAGGAAUUCGAGGUGCGCUGCUGGCCCCGAAAGCGCUGCCUCCCAGGAAGUCACGAUCUUUGGGAAGCCAAGAUUCUGCUCCUCUCUGUCUUGGUAGCUGCCCUGCUGCUGGGUGUUAUGAGCCUCGUGGUGGAGUGA
Molecule: messenger RNA, 525 nt
Organism: Odobenus rosmarus divergens (Pacific walrus)
Lineage: Eukaryota; Metazoa; Chordata; Mammalia; Carnivora; Odobenidae
Gene: TMEM95
Product: transmembrane protein 95
Exons: 6
Coding region: 1-525 (174 amino acids)
Biological process (GO): fusion of sperm to egg plasma membrane involved in single fertilization
Cellular component (GO): sperm plasma membrane; acrosomal membrane
Source: RefSeq, a predicted model, not a curated record